CUUGGACAGCCAUGAUUGGAGGGUUUACUUGGAAUGGAUUUCAUGAAGAAGCCUUACUGCUUUUCAUUGAGAUGAGGAGGAAAUAUGAUGUGAGGCCAAAUAGAGAGACAUUCAUAUCACUUGCUUAUGCUUGUGCUGGUAUGGGGUUUCCUCAUCCUGGUAGGCAAUUGCAUGCUCAAGUGAUUGUAAACAUGCUGGAAUAUGAUGACUAUGAUGGUAGAUUGUCUAAGAGUCUUAUCCAUAUGUAUUCUAUAUUUGGCGUCAUGGACUUUGCACACUGCAUUUUCAACAAGAACAUGCAUAACUGUAAUGUUCAAUCUUUUAAUUCUUUGAUCAGUGGUUAUAUUCGCGUUGGAAAACUUGAAGAGGCUCAAAAUUUGUUUGAGACAAUACCUGUCCGAGAUGAGAUCUCAUGGACUAUAAUGAUUGAUGCUUAUUUAAGUGUUGGGGACAUAUCUAAUGCAUCUUAUUUAUUCUAUAACAUGCCUUACAGAGAUGCAGUUGCAUGGACAGCAAUGAUCUCGGGCUAUGUCCAAAAUGAGCUUUUUGUAGAAGCUACCUAUCUAUUUUUGGAAAUGCGGGCUCAUAGUGUUGCUCCUCUAAAUUCUACAUACUCUAUUCUUUUAGGAGCUGCAGGCGCAAUGGCAAAUCUGGAUCAGGGGAGGCAGCUCCAUUGCAUGCUGAUUAAAACACAAUCUGGAUUUGACUUGAUUCUUGAGAAUUCUCUGAUCUCAAUGUACGCAAAAUGUGGAGUAAUAGAUGAUGCAUAUACUAUUUUCUCAAACAUGCUUUCAAGAGAUUUGGUUUCUUGGAAUUCCAUGAUCAUGGGGUUGUCACAUCAUGGACUAGCUACAGAAACUCUAAAGGUCUUUGAUUUGAUGUUGGAAUCUGGAACUCAUCCAAAUUCCGUUACUUUUUUGGGCAUUCUAUCAGCUUGUAGUCAUACGGGGCUGGUUAGUCAGGGAUGGAAGUUAUUCAAUGCAAUGUAUGCUGUUUAUGCAAUUCAACCAAGUUUGGAGCAUUAUGUUUGUAUGAUUAAUCUUUUGGGCCGAGCAGGAAAAGUAAAGGAAGCAGAAGAAUUUGUCUUGGGACUACCUUUCAAACCAGAUCAUCAUAUUUGGGGAGCAUUGCUUGGUGUAUGUGGGUUCGGUGAGAAAAAUGUUGAUAUUGCUGAACAUGCUGCUACACGACUCCUUGAACUGGACCCAUUAAAUUCUCCUGGUCAUGUGGUACUCUGCAACAUUUAUGCAAUGAAUGGUCGACAUGCUGAAGAGCACAAGUUGAGAAAGGAAAUGGGAUUGAAGGGUGUCAGGAAGAACCCGGGAUGUAGUUGGAUAGUGAUAAAUGGUGGAGUUCAUGCGUUUCUAUCGGGAGAUGAAUUACACCCACAAGCAGCCGAGAUGCUAUCACUAUUAUUUAAAAUUGAUAAUGCAUUGCAUCAUAAGGAAGAUGAAGUGGUAGACUAACUAUCGACAUAGAAUUUUGAAAACAAUUCAUGUGAUUGUGUGAGUGUUGAGGCUCCGACUUCAAGUCCAGAUAUACCAGGCAAACUUUACACCACUUACAGAUUCUCACCAGCAGUGACUGACGACACACAAAGCCAACCUUGACACUCAACAGCUUUGAGAAGGGUGGUGAGCCAUCUGAUUGUGAGAACCAGUACCAUUCAAAUGAUAAACCUGUGAUGGCACUUUCAACAGGGUGGUUGGUACAAUAAAGGUAGUCGUUUCUUAAACUACAUCAGCAUACGGUAAUGGUUAGAGUGUCCAGGCCAUGGUUGUCAACGAGUGUGACUCUUCAAUAGGUUGUGAUAAGUGCCGUAAUUACCAGCCUCGGUGCCGCAACAACUCUGUUUUAUACUCUGAAGCAGUUUGGAAGGCCAUGGGAGUGCCUAGAAACCAGUGGGAUGAAAUUAAUUUAAAAUCACUAAUCACGUAUCUUCUAUGUAGUUACAUGUAUAUUCAACCGUAUAUAGUUUAUGCAGUGAAGAUUUAUACGAACAGCUUUAUAAAGAACUGUUUCAAUGAGCGUACCACCACAAUUUGAUGGUCCAUUUUCAGCAUCUGCUUCCUCAUUAA
This is a messenger RNA of Mangifera indica (mango), 2078 nucleotides long. Its product is annotated as pentatricopeptide repeat-containing protein At1g32415, mitochondrial-like. Gene Ontology annotation, biological process: RNA modification. Gene Ontology annotation, molecular function: RNA binding; protein binding. Lineage: Eukaryota; Viridiplantae; Streptophyta; Magnoliopsida; Sapindales; Anacardiaceae. The transcript is spliced from 2 exons. The record is from RefSeq and is a predicted model, not a curated record. Bases 12 to 1466 code for a protein of 484 amino acids.